Messenger RNA from Guillardia theta CCMP2712, 1206 nucleotides. RefSeq lists its product as hypothetical. The record is from RefSeq and is a predicted model, not a curated record. Gene Ontology annotation, molecular function: S-adenosylmethionine-dependent methyltransferase activity. The transcript is spliced from 6 exons. Bases 1 to 1206 code for a protein of 401 amino acids. NCBI's taxonomy places the organism in Eukaryota, Cryptophyceae, Pyrenomonadales, Geminigeraceae.
AUGGCGACGGGUGCACGAGUGAUGCUGUUCAUAUGGGGAGUGGCGGAGACGUCGACCGCGUUCAUGCCCUUGGCUCCUUGUCCCUUCCUGUCCGCAUGCUCGACCGCAAGCAGCUCGUUGUCUGCGAGAGGAUCAGACUGCAGGAGGGCCGCGAGAGCAUUACUCAUGGCCGAGGGAGCUGGACGAGACUGGCAUAUGAAGGGGGAACCAGAUGACGCUGAGGCAAGGAGCGAUCGAAUGCUCAAGAUGUCGCUGAUGCUGGCGAGGAUAGGGGGGGACCUUGAGGCGCUGGGAAGGGGAGGAUGCGACAUCGAUAUAGACAGGGUUGAGAGAGAGAUAACGUCCUUGUAUGCUAUCACGAGCAGCAGGAAAGAGAAAGACGUCGCAUCUCAAGUAUCCAGGUUGAGCCCUUCGUUGAGGGAUGAGCUCGGUCAAGGAGCUGCCAAGUUGCACCUUGGUUGUGGGAGGAACGUCAUGCCGGGAUGGAUCAACGUCGAUCUCUACGGGUGGCGCUUGCGUGAUGCACUGCAAAAGACGACAGCUGAGAACACCAACUCUGACAGCGUGAUCUCCCUGAACCUCGCUACCACUCCUCUCCCUCUUGACGAUGGAACCUGUCAAUGCAUCUACACAAGUCACAUGCUCGAACAUCUUUCGCACCCGGUAGAAACGAGCAUCUUCAUGGAGGAGGUGUUCCGAGUGCUGGCUCCUGGAGGCGUCCUGCGAGUGGUCGUUCCCGAUGCUCAAAAGUGGCUCAAGUCGUACACGAGUCGAGAUGAGAACUUCCUAGUCUCCGCACGGCAGCAUUGGAACCACUGGGACUGGAGGACGUUUGAAGAGCAACAGAGCUGGCUGGACCUCCUCCUUCCCUACCUCGGUGCUUCCUCCCUCAAAGGAGCUUUGACCGGGUCCCAUCAGUUUGGCUUUGAUGAAUCCUCUCUACGAGCGCUCCUUGAGCGGUCAGGCUUUCCUCGGGACAGCAUCGAGCGCUCUUCCUUCCAGAGGAGCCGGCACUCUCUGCUGAGGGUCGAUGACCGGAGCCACGCAGCUGGGGCCACCUUCGAUGGGGAGGAGAGCGACGAUACUUACUUCAGCCUGUUCAUGGAAGCUCGCAAGCCCGAGGUAUCCGCCGCGAGCCCAGCAGCUUUCCAGCAAAGAGACAACGCGCUGCAGAAGUUUGUCAAGACGUUGCUGGGAACUCGUUGA